Molecule: messenger RNA, 1860 nt
Organism: Mastomys coucha (southern multimammate mouse)
Lineage: Eukaryota; Metazoa; Chordata; Mammalia; Rodentia; Muridae
Gene: Taf11
Product: TATA-box binding protein associated factor 11
Exons: 6
Coding region: 693-1328 (211 amino acids)
Biological process (GO): transcription initiation at RNA polymerase II promoter; RNA polymerase II preinitiation complex assembly
Cellular component (GO): transcription factor TFIID complex; nucleus
Molecular function (GO): transcription coactivator activity; protein heterodimerization activity
Source: RefSeq, a predicted model, not a curated record
CCGCGCAGGUGACCCAGCCCGGCGGCGCAAAGCCACGCCCCGGCGAGCCCGCCCCUGGGACUCCCAGGUAGAGAUGGGUGAAGGCGUUGCGUGCGGGUGUGAGAGCUUCCCCAAGUGAUAGCCUUCCCCAAGCCCUGUUCUGAAGCGAGGCGGGUGGCCAAUAGUUGAAGCGUUGAAUGAAACCAUUGGCUACAUUCUGUGGGCAUUAGAGAUGCUUGCGGAGACAGAAGGUGGACCGCAAGCCGGGGGUGUCAGUUCCCUGGAAACGACGUGGUUGAGUCGCUGCCGGAGUUGCUCUAUCCAGGGCAGCAGCAAGCAGCCAGCCGGAGUUUUCUCCCUGUUCCCCGACUUGGCGCUGUAGGAGUCAAGUUAAAGAAGGAUUAAUUGGCAUUUCAUUCCCAGCAAGGAGAAGAAAAGAGAAGUCUCUCGGUAAACGGAUGUAAAAGGAGUCUCUCUUUCAAAAGCGCUUCUUCCCUAAAGCUGGGGGAUCUAGACGUCUAUAUUUCUUUCCCGUUAAGACAAACUCUGGGUACGAAAAUCCUCGGCGCGGCAAACGCGCUUCUGGAAAUGGCCCCUCCCGGGAGCCGUGGCGUGACGUCACCUCCGCGCGACGACCAGCCCUAAGAGCGGGCGCCGCUCACUGUCCCCAGCUCGGAGGUGCCGUCCGUCGCCUCUGACCCCCUUCUGUCGCGAUGGACAGCCUUGGGGAGUCGCCCACAGACAAAGGCGGGGAGCCAGGGGAGUCAGAGGAGACGAGAGCUACUCCUGGGGCCCCGGUCGCCGCCGACACUGAGGGAAUCCCGGAGGAAGCCGACCGGGAUGGAGAGGCGGACUUGAAAGAAGCCGCGGCGGAGGAGAGCGAGCUCAAGAGUCGGGAUGUCUCAGAUUUAACAGCAGUCGAGAGGGAAGACUCAUCAUUACUUACUCCUGCAGCCAAAAAGCUGAAACUAGACACCAAGGACAAGAAGGAGAAGAAGCAGAAGGUGGACGAAGAUGAGAUUCAGAAGAUGCAAAUCCUGGUCUCUUCUUUUUCUGAGGAGCAGCUGAACCGUUACGAAAUGUACCGCCGGUCAGCCUUCCCUAAGGCAGCCAUUAAAAGGCUGAUCCAGUCCAUCACUGGCACCUCUGUGUCUCAGAAUGUUGUGAUUGCCAUGUCUGGCAUAUCUAAAGUUUUUGUCGGGGAGGUGGUAGAAGAAGCCCUGGACGUGUGUGAGAAAUGGGGAGAAAUGCCACCCCUGCAGCCCAAGCACAUGAGGGAGGCCGUCCGGAGGUUGAAGUCCAAGGGACAAAUCCCCAACUCAAAGCACAAGAAAAUCACCUUCUUCUAAAUCUAAUGGAGACUGUUGCAGACUUUUCAUAGCUGGGCUCCUGUACUGGGGCUUUGUUGGUGGUGCUCCCAGGACGCAUGAUGCGGCUUUUAAUGUUUCUGUCACACCCACAAGACAUGCAGUGUGACUCAGACUUGCCUUCAGUCAAUCACCGACUGUCCUUGGGCAUGUAGAAGAAUUUCACUGACUCUUGGCUAGUUUGAAGAAAAAAUAUACAGGGGCCGUUAGUAUCUUCUGGAGAGGGACAUUAGUAUCUUCUGGAGAGGGAGAUGGUUUCAGAGAAAACUCUAGUGGCUUCACAUUGAAGCCUAAAGUUGCCAAGAUCCAGGUUGUUUCUUACUCUGGUUUUCAAAACACAAACUUGCAAUCAUCUGCUGUGACGAGCCACCGUGGCAGCUUCUCACCAGUGACAUUUCAGGUUCUCCUGUGUAUUUUGUGAGGGAUCAUUAAACUUUUCCAACCUGUGUGGGAAAGUUGAUUUUGUUGCAAACAAAACACUUCCUGUGUUGAAAUAAAACUUGGCUUUUUAAAA